This is a messenger RNA of Micropterus dolomieu (smallmouth bass), 6278 nucleotides long. RefSeq names its product phospholipase D1-like. The transcript is spliced from 18 exons. Bases 103 to 2316 code for a protein of 737 amino acids. Gene Ontology annotation, biological process: phosphatidic acid biosynthetic process; cell motility; intracellular signal transduction. Lineage: Eukaryota; Metazoa; Chordata; Actinopteri; Centrarchiformes; Centrarchidae. Gene Ontology annotation, molecular function: phosphatidylinositol binding; D-type glycerophospholipase activity. The record is from RefSeq and is a predicted model, not a curated record.
UGGUCACCGGCUCGCCGCGCCUCCGCACACUCAACCCACCAGCUGCCGUCACUUCAGUUCACAUCAGGAGGUGAGCCCCGGGCUCCAGACUAAGUGCUAGCCAUGCUGCGGCAGUCCGAGCCGACUACCAGCACCCUGCACCUGGUUGCCAACGAUAUGACCGGCAUCAUGGAGAAGCUGGACACCCGCGAGCUCGACCUGGAAGAUGGAGAGUACGACACAACGGACGGCAGCGCCUCAGCGGAGCGCUUGCCGUUCUCUGCCAUCUACCACACAGUCGGAUUCAAGGAGCCCGAGGCCAAAGUCUUCCUGUCCUCUCCGAUUACCGCCAAGAUCCUGGAGGUGGAGCGGUUCACCUCGGCUCAGGACCGCUUCAACGUCACCACACAGAGGAGUGUCAACAAGUCUAUGCCGGCGGUGUUUAAGAUUGAGCUGAAACACGGGGAGUUCACGUGGCUGGUGAAGAGGAAAGAGAAACACUUCAUGGAUCUCCACAGAGAGCUGCGGACGUACAAGACCUUCAUGAGGCUGCCGCUGCCGUCACGCAGUCACACGGUGAAGAGGCAGACGGUGGCGAGGAACGAGGUGAGGGAGAUGCCGGCCCUCCCCAGAGGAAGAGGAGAGGAGCUGGGCAGAGAGGAUCAAGUUUCCAGUCGCAGGAAACAACUGGAAGAUUACUUGAAUAAACUGCUAAAGAUGCCGAUGUACAGGAGCUACCACGCAACGAUGGAGUUCAUUGAUGUCAGCCAGCUGUCCUUUAUCCACGAUCUGGGACCAAAAGGCUUAGAAGGAAUGGUGCUGAAGCGAUCCGGCGGCCAUCGGAUCCCCGGGAUGAACUGCUGUGGUCGCAGCAAAAUCUGCUACCACUGGUCCAAACGCUGGCUGGUGGUGAAGGACUCGUUCCUGCUGUACAUGAAGCCCGACUCGGGAGCCAUCUCCUUCGUGAUGUUGGUCGACAAGGAGUUCAAGAUCUUAAUGGACUCCAAAGACACGGAGACCAAACAUGGCGUUCGCAUCGACAGUCUGUCCAGAUCACUGGUGCUGAAGUGCAGCAGCUACAGACACGCCCGCUGGUGGGGUCAGGCCAUUGAAGUAUUCAUCAAGAAGCACGGCUCGGCCUUCCUCACCGAUCACCGCUUCGGAUCCUUCGCCAGAGAGGAAGUGAACAUCCCCGCCAAAUGGUAUGUGAAUGGGAAAACAUACAUGGAGGACGUGGCCGACGCUCUUGAAGAAGCCAAAGAGGAAAUAUUCAUCACAGACUGGUGGCUGAGCCCGGAGAUCUUCCUGAAGAGGCCAGUUGUCGAGGGCAACCGCUGGCGCCUGGACUGCGUACUGAAACGCAAAGCGCAACAAGGCGUGCGCAUCUUUGUGAUGCUGUACAAAGAGGUGGAGUUGGCUCUGGGCAUCAACUCCGGAUACAGCAAGAGAACGCUGUUGCACCUUCACCCCAACAUCAAGGUGAUGCGUCACCCUGACCACGUCUCCUCAGCAGUCUACCUGUGGGCGCAUCACGAGAAGAUCAUCGUCAUCGACCAGUCGGUGGCCUUCGUUGGUGGGAUUGACCUGGCGUACGGUCGCUGGGACGACAGGGAACACCGUCUGACGGACAUUGGGAGUGUUACACGCGCACAGCUGGAGAAGGCUGGAGUUGGCUCUUCCAGCAUGGCUUCUCCGGCCAACGGCAGCAGCACCGUUUCCCAUGACGACAAGAAUGGCGUUUUUACAGUGGCGGACUCAGUGGACCAGCCCAAGCUGAAAAAUCAUGGCAGGGCGAAGAGGAUGUUCAGCAUCAGGAGACACCUGCAGAAACACGGGCUCGCUCAUGCUAACAGCGACAGCGACCUGGAGAACGAAGAGAGUUGGUCCAACAGCGUCACCAGCCAACACAUUCUGAUCCCCAGCAGGCUGGCAGAGCUGAGGACUCCUGUCGGCCUGUGUCAGGCUGGUGAGUUAGUGGCUGCGGUUGUGUUGCGGACCAUUUUGGGCGCUCACACAGAUCCCUCCAUCGACGUGUCGGAUCCCAUCAGCGACCAGUUCUACAAGGAGGUCUGGAUGUCCACCUGCGCUCGCAACGCCACCAUUUACCAGAAGGUUUUCCGUUGUCUGCCGUCCAGCGAUGUCCGUAACAUCCUGGAGCUGGAGGGCUACCUGGCCAAGUUGGGCCUGGACAAGGAGGACCCGGCCCGGGCUCGCGAGGAGCUGAAGAAAAUCCGCGGCUUCGUGGUCCAGUUUCCUCUUCAGUUCCUGUCCGAUCAGAACCUGCUUCCUCCCAUCGGCUCCAAGGAGGCCAUGGUGCCCAUGGAGGUCUGGACCUGAGACAGAGGGACUCCCCUGUGCAUUCAUGUGUUCAUGCACAGCAUAUGGAGGGCGUACAGGUGGAUAAAACCCACUCUGGUGUCAUUUUGGAAGUCCUGUUGGCUGAAAACUGGCUGCACAGCCUUUUUAAAAUCAUGGCAAAAAAAUCUGGUACUGUGGUUUUUUGUUUAUUUGUUUUUUAACUCCUUUAAAUUAUUUUUAAAGGUAACAAAAACAACAAACAGCAGUAUCUGAUAAUAUCUAUUGUAGGACUUGUAGUCACUAAAAAGGUUUUUACUUAGCUGUGUACUAAAGUGGUUCUCAACCCCUGGUCAGUGGACCUGUACUGGCCUAUCAAACAUUUGGUGCGGGGCUGCGAGGAUACACUGUGAUAAUGGCCACAAAAAAGGAAUAAUAAUUACAACUGGAGUGUUUCUGCAGUGAAAACCUUUGAACUUCCCUCAUCAGUCGCUGACACGCUCACAGCUUCAUCAUACUGGUCUGAAAUAAAUAAACAAGAACUCUAGAGAGCGGAGUUCCUUUGGAGCAGGCAGGAGAGAACAAACGUUUGGUUAUAAUAUGCAAAUGUGUGACCUAUUUAUAGCCUCACUUUUAUUUCGGUCGCAACAUAAAAAUGGUCCACAGUGCAAAAGCAGUUGGCAACCCCUGAUUCUUAAAGGAAAACUAAAAUUGGAGCUCGACCGUUGGCUCUUUCAGUUAUAAUAAUGUUGUAGUUACCAACUUUGUUGAUCUGAGCAUCAAACACGAGCAAGAUGACAAACCUCAGAAUUAAACCAAAAAAACAAACUUUUACCCAGAAUAUCAGACACAUAUUGCAGUACGACUUUGACCUUCUGUACUUACUGAAGCUGUGCACUCACUUUCAGUUUGACUUCAGUUUACUUUUCCUGUUUUUGUCAUGUAGCCACAAACCAAGGGUUCAACCCAAAGGGACCAAUAUUAAUAAACAGUAGUUUUCCUUUAAGAUAAUGUUUGAGGUCACAGCUGCUAAUCCUAGGGAAAAUUGGGUUUAGCUGCAGCCUGAGAGGAAGCUCAUCCUGUAAGACUGAAACCAGAGCUGAAAACAUUCUCAUCAUUUAGGAGCAGAGAAUAAGAGACGGUUUAAUGUUUCCUGACUGAAUUAGCAGCCAAAAUGACUUCCAAAAUGGCAUCAGCUGCCUCUGUACCAGCAGCAGUGCCACUGAAUGCACAUGAAAGACAUUACACGCGCUUAAAUAUCACAGACACAGUGUCUUUGGUUUAACAUGGACUCUCGGAAGUGAGAUGUACAAAACAAACAUGAAGAGAAGCCGACGGCGCGUUGAACUCUUCAGUGCCUGACAACUCGGGCCUCGUGUUUACAAGGAAUAAAAGGAAGUGAUCAACUCUGAGUUCUGACACGCCUCCUCCUGGCCUCUCGCCACCAAACUAUUACUCUGUUAUCGCCUCUUUUCAAACGGCUUGCUUCUUCAUUUAGUAACAACACUAUGCAACGUUCAGGGCCGGCGAACGCAGCUCUGACUCUUCUGUGUUGAGAGAGGACGGUUUUGUAAAGACACUAAAGGACACUUUAAUGAAGACAGCAGGGGAUGAAGAGCAGGAUGGUGUUUUCUAAAAACUGUGUCUCAUAUCUCUGAAACCCUGCUUUUAAUAUUUAUGUCAAACAGGAACUCACAAGUGCCAAAGAUGACGGGCGUUAGCCUGAUGUUAAAAGAGUACAUACAUUCAUUCACAUUCCUCAUACUGUGGAUUCUACAUUAAGCCUUAAGUGACCUGUUUUUAUGCUCCGACAUCGUCUUUGUAGUUCCUUUUGGUAACAAUUUAUUUCACAGGAUUUCCUAAUCAUUUCCUGGGAUGUUUUCUGGAAAAAAAAAAAAAUACUAUAAUUUGGUAUUAAUUACAGUAAAUAUUAGUUUGUUAGCCCUUUAUUGUGGGAAACUUUAUAAUAGUUUGCCUGUAGACAAAAAAAAGUCUAGUUAGUAGUUAUUCAGGAUAAAUAACUGAUAUUGUGUACAAGUAAUUAUUUUUCCAGGAAACUGCCAAGAAAUUAGGGACUCGAAUAAAGCCUUACUGUUGUUGUUAUUUUAACUACAUAACCCACAGAUUCAUGCAUGAUAAGUCUAUUACAAUGCUGCGUUUCAUUCACUGUCAGAAGGUGAAAAUUCUUAACCAACAUCCAACUUUAUAUAAGCAGGCAAUAUAAUGCAUGUUGGACAAAGUUUAAGGUUGUACGUGCACAUUUUAUUACACCUUUUAGCUCCUGAAUGUUUAACUAGGGGCAACAGAACAAACUGAAAGCUUCACAUAAGUUGUUGAAUGUGUUUGUAAAGUGUUUGCACAUCAAGCAGAUUCAUGUGGAGACGUGUUCGUGUCCGUCUGAUGCGUGUAAGUCCAAUAUUCUCUGGCUUUUAGCUCUGGUUUUGGUCUCCACCACCUCCUGAGGGAAAUAUCUGGCCCAUAGCUGCUAAAUACUUGCUGAUGAGCAGGUAGUGCACAGCAGGUUUAACAGCUCUCAAAACAGCUGCCUGCUACAUCUGGAAACAAUGCUGAUGAAAGCACUGAGACUGGACCAAAGCUAGAAGCUAUAAGAUGCUUAAAAAGCUCAGUAGUGCUGCAGAGUUUAUGAUAAUUCUCUGUGGGAUAAUCACUUUGAGCAGCACCUUUCAUAGUACAUUUGGUUUAUUGGCUAUCGUUUUCAAAAAUGGAGAAUAUAUAGUGGACUUCGAUUCGCCAGAUCGCAAGAUGAGUGCUAAUGUCGCUCUGUAUCUGCUAGAUGAGUAAAUAAGCAAGUUAACCAUAUCAACGCAAAAGAUGAUGAAACAUCACAUUUGUGUUUCCUGUUGGUUUCUAUCGGCCGGUUUAAGAUACUGAGUAGUGCAGCUUUAAGAUUUUGUCGUGCUAAAGUAUACCAGUUACUGAAUCGUUAGAAGCCGUGCUCUGUGUAGCCUUCACGUUGUAAACUCCAUUGAUUUCCAACUUUCCAACAUUUCUGGAACGCAGCAUCAAUGUUCCUCAGUGUCUUCCUCGUUCGACUGUAAGUGAACUGCAUGAUGCUGUUUUUGUACUAUAAAUGUUACUGAGAGGGGGGGGGGGGAAACAAAAGACCGAAGGCGUAGCUGACCGCAUGACAGCAGCUCGUUGCCAUUAAACCUUACAGAUGAAAAGCAUGAAACGUGCACGCUGAAGGGUCGCCUUUAAAGCCAUCGACGUUAUUGAUGCUAAACAGUGUGCCUGUCUACACGUUGUGGGUCUGCACCUGAAAUGUCUCUCUGUUGCUGUUAUUUAUGGAAGAUGGGAUCUUUACAUGUGCUCUUCUUUUCAUUCUUCCUCUCUACCUCCCUGUGUUUCUACCUCCUGCUCCAGUGCAUGUUUGUGAUGAAUUCAGAUUUAGACAAAAAGAAAAAAAUCAGGAAGCAGCUUCCCCCAAAUUUAACCAGGUGAAGCACUGUAGUCUGAAAAGGCAAAUAAAACAUUGUAGUGAGCUCUUACGUGCAAUCCCAGCCUGUUUACAUCUAAAAAUAAAUAAAUAAAUAAAACUAUAAAGAGAUUUUAAAAAACUGAAGUCUCCUUAGAGAGAGAUGAGUUCAUCAGCAAAGAAGUCGAUUUGGAUGGAAAUGGUUUGAAAAUAUCUUCCAUGAAACCAGAAUAACUGACUGUAAACCAAACGUGGAUACAGAUAUUGUUUCAAAGCUACUGUUUCUAGUGGGAACAGACAUGCAGUGCACAUGGAUUCAUUCCAGGUGUAAAUGAGCCUUCAAACCUUCCAACGGUCGCCUCAGUGUUCCUCUCACCUGUCCUGUCUUUUCGCUGUCUGGCUUCAGUCACACGUGUCUCUAUGAAAAUGCACUAUUUGCACAGAGUGUUGUUUUCUUGUGGCGACCCCUUAAAUGAUCUGCAGUACCACGUCAUGUGUCGCUUUGUGAAAUGAUGGACUAAAUAAAUUAUGUAUUGAUAUGGCAUUAAAAACGAUCUUCUUGACUUUA